This is a messenger RNA of Teleopsis dalmanni, 490 nucleotides long. RefSeq lists its product as uncharacterized. The record is from RefSeq and is a predicted model, not a curated record. The transcript has 4 exons. Lineage: Eukaryota; Metazoa; Arthropoda; Insecta; Diptera; Diopsidae. Bases 38 to 490 code for a protein of 150 amino acids.
CAGUGCGAAAACAUCGGUUGGUGGUAAACAAUUUAAAAUGAGUUUUAACAAAAAUAAAACUUUUUGCAAGGAAACUGAAGAUCUUUUACGUGAAUGGGACAUGGAAGAAUUAAUUCCUGAUUUCGUGGAAAAACAAGUGGAUUUAGAAGUUUUAAAAAAUCUUACUGUAGAUGACAUAAAUUUGUUAAUAGAAUGUUUCGGUUUGCGAAUUCGAUUUCGAACAAAAUUAAAUAAAUGGCGUGAAGAUAAUGAUCUACCUUUGGUAAUAUCGAGUGCAAGCAGAAAUGAGAGGAGAACAAGCACACAUUUGGCUAGAAGACAUUUUGGAAAUUUACAAGCUUCUGAAUUCUUUGGAAGAAAGUAUGGAGAGAAUUGUGACGAAAUGACGGAAAGGCCUAGAGUUUCAUAUACUCAAAAUAACAACACAUAUUGGUCACAUAAUACAGUCACAUUAAAUUUAAGCGGUCCAUUUCCAAAUUUUUUUAAAUAA